AUUUUUAGGGGACAGCAGCAGCUGCAAAAGCAUUUAACGGUAUUCCACGAACAAUGACACUUGGGUUAUCUAAGGCCUGAAUGACACGCAGAUUGGGGGACCACUCUGAAGUUGUCAAAUGGGAAGCUGGUGUGGACACUGAAGAUCUGUUUUCUAUUCCUCCUAUGGGAAAGAAGGUCUUUAGAAAAGUACUGGAGUAGAACUUGGGACCUUUGAUGAAGAGCAUGUGUCUGAAUCUGAACUCAACUUGGGACGGUUGGCAUUGCUUCUUACCUCAAAGAGAGACUGCAAGUGCGGAAUGUAUGUUGACGGUCGUUCCUGGCGACUGAAGCGAGAAAUUUGCAGUGCAGAAGUUGGACUGUCUUCCCCCAGGUAAUAACUGCCACUUAUAACUAUCCCGGACUGCUUAAGGUGAAGUGAGGCUCACAACAAAGCAGAGAUGGAUGUGUUUGGUGGUGCACCACGUUUCUUGGCCUAUCCGAGACCUGUGGUGGUACAAAGUGGAACUGAUGCAGUCCUGAAGUGUCAGAUUGGUGGGGAUCCAAGGCCUGCAGUUAUCUGGGAGCGAAACAAUGAAAAGAUUGACCCACAGGGACGAUACAGGGUCUUCGAGGAUGGAAAUGUUUACAAUCUUAUCAUUUCAGCUGUGACCACAGAGGAUAGUGGCCAGUACAUAUGCAAAGCAAAGAAUAGCAUUGGGGAAACAUAUGCAGCGGCCACACUAAAGGUGGAAGGCGAAGCACAAGAGAUGGAGUUCCGAGAGGAAAAUAAGCCACGAUUCCUCAUCAAGCCCCUCUCCACUCGCGCCGGUCGUGGGGAUGAUGCUGUCUUCUCUUGUAAGCUCUGGGGAAACCCACGACCAGAGGUUGUCUGGGAAAAGGAUGGCAGGAAACUCAAUGAAAUAUUUGAAAGCACACAUUUCACUGUCGGCUUCCAGGACGGUGGUUGGUUCCAGCUCAAGAUCUUUAAGACUCGUGCUCCAGAUGGUGGUGUAUAUACAUGCAAAGCUAGGAAUGAGUUUGGGGAAGCAUUGGCUGGAGCUGUGUUGCUGGUUGAUGCAGGCCCAGGACAUGAGGAAGAGGGGAAUCGUAAUGGCUACACGAAUGGCCACUGGAAAGCCCAUCAGGGAAAACAGAGGAGCGGUAGGCAAGUGUCAAACCGGCUCAAAGACGACACCAUGACCAAGUCAACUAAAGUGAAAAUGUUUGCAGUGACAGAGGGUAAACAUGCCAAAUUCCGCUGCUUUGUGACUGGGAAACCCAAACCAGAAAUCAUUUGGAGGAAAGAUGGCAGGCUGAUACUGUCCGGAAGGCGUUAUUUGUUAUACGAGGACAGAGAAGGAUACUUCACUCUUAAAGUUCUGUACUGUAAGCAGAAGGAUAAUGGAGUUUAUGUUUGUGCUGCGUCAAAUACUGCUGGGCAAACCCUCAGUGCUGUACACCUCUCCGUAAAGGAGCCACCUGUGCAGUUCAAGCAGCCACUCAUUGAUCUAGAAGUAUGGGAACGAGAUUUGGCUGUUCUCGAGUGUGAAGUUCCAGAGGACUCUGUUGCCAUCACAUGGUAUCUGGAGGAUAGACGACUGCAGCCGGGGGCCAAAUAUGGAAUGGAGGAGUGGGGAACAAAACGGCGACUAACUAUCCGUGACAUCGGAGUUGACGAUGAUGGGAUUUACCUCUGUGAGAUGCCCGAUGGGGGCAGAAGCAUUGCAGAGGUUGCUGUGAAAGGGACAAUUUUGCGGAAGCUUCCAAGAAAAGUGGAUGUAUUGGAAGGUGAAAAUGCUGCCUUUUGUGUUGAAGUGGAAAAAGAAGAAAUGGACAUACAUUGGUAUAAAGAUGCAAUAGAGCUGCGUGAAACCCAUCAGACCAUCCUUAAGUCUUUCGGUAGGACUCACAUCCUGGUCUUCGUCAAUACAAUGCCCCAAGACUCUGGCCUUGUGACUUUCCUUGUAGGCAGAUCCAAGACUUCCUCUAUGCUAAGAGUGAAAGCGGCCAGACAUUGUCCUCCGAGUUGUCCAGUGGGUGUGCAGAUUAACACAGAGCGUGCUAAUGCAGCUCUUCUCUCAUGGGUUCCUGCUCAGGACUCACGAAAGAACCCCCCAUCUGGAUAUGUGCUUGAGCGACAAGAAGUGGGCACUGGCUCACAGGAGUGGCUACAGUGCCUGACCACUGACUCCGCAACCUCUGUAGAGAUCCUUGGUGACAGCGUACCAUGUGAAGCAGAUUAUCGAUUUCGCAUCUGCAGUGUAAACAAAUAUGGAAAGAGCAACAAUGUUGAGUUCCCUAGAGCUGUUCACUUAGUUCCAGUUGCCAGAAUUCAAGCUCCCUUACAGGAUGCCUUGGUACCCGAGGGGCAAGAUGCCCAGUUCUCUAUUGAGCUUUCUGCUUCAGUUAUUGGUACAUGGUUCUUAAAUGGUACUCAGCUUCAGGAAGAUGAACGUUAUUCCAUGCGUCGGUCAAGAACACACCAAUCUCUUCGCAUUCGAGGAGUACGUGAUACAGACAAUGGAGCCGAAAUCACAUUUAUUGCCUAUGGGAUCCGGGAUUCUGCAGCACUGUACAUUCAAGCUCCUCUUGUCAAGUUUUCACCAAUGUCAGAAAUGGAUCGAAACAAAUUUGUAGAAAUUGGAAACCCCAUAGUGCUGUACUGUGAGCUGUCGGACCCUGCAGCUCCAGUGCACUGGUACAAGAAUGGGGUGGAAUUACAGACAAUGGAGGGUCUGCAUAUCCAAUCAGAAGGCACCAUGAGAAGAAUUGUCAUACAAUCAGCAGAGUUCUCACAUUCGGGAGUGUAUUGCUGUGAUGCCAUUGAUGACGUCAUCAGGUUCAAUGUGGAAGUAGAGGCCCCACCUGUGAGGUUUUCAGCAAUUCCAGAUGCGGAGAAGAACAAAACCAUUGAAACCGGCAACCCCAUUGUUUUAUGCUGCGAGCUCUCAGAUCCUUCUGCCCAGGUGCACUGGUACAAAGAUGGGUCAAAGCUCAAUCCUCAAGCUGAUGUAGAAAUUCUAACUGAUGGCUUGGUGAGAAAAUUGAUUGUCCAUUCAGCAGAAUUUUACCACGCUGGGUCAUACUGCUGCAAGACAAAGGGUGACACCAUCACGUUCAGUGUGGACAUCAAAGCUCCAACUGUGAAGUUCUCAGCAAUGCCUGAAGAAAUGAGGACCAAGUCGAUCGAAGCAGGCAGCACUUUUGUACUCCAGUGUGUGGUGUCGGAUCCUGAGGCCCAUGUUUGCUGGUACAAGGAUGAAAUGCAGCUCAUUUCAAACUCUGGAUUAGAAAUCAACUCAGAGGGCAACAUAAGGACGUUAGUUGUUCAGUCUGCAGAGAUGUGCCACUCUGGUGUGUACAGAUGCACUACACAGGAUGAUACCAUGGAGUUUCAAGUGGAGAUCAAAGCUAUACCAGUGACGUACUCUACUAUCUUUGACGUUGAGAGAACCAAGUCACUUGAAGCAGGCAAACUUUUGGAGCUGAAAUGUGAGGUUGCAGACUCCACUGUGCCUGUCUGCUGGUAUGAAGAGGCUGUAAAGCUCUGCCCGCAGAAUGAUUGGGAUAUACAGAGUAAUGGCACGUUGAAGAGACUCAUUAUCCCAUCUGAUGAGGUCUUGCCCUCAGGGCUAUACAGCUGUGAAACCGCUGAUGACACUAAUCACUUCCCUGUGGAUAUUAAAGCUCCAAUGCUGCCGUUAUCACCCUCACCAGAGGUUGUGGAGACGCCGUCACUUGAAGCAACCUGCCCGACUGAACCAACAUGUGAAACCUCAGACCCUGAUUUCCAGGUGGAUAAAGAACAUGAUUCUAACAAAGAGCCUGAUUCUGAAAUGGGAGGCAUCAAGAAGACUCUUGUAAUUGAACCAACUCAUCCUUCAAACUCUGGAGCAUACUAUUGUGCAACAGUAGAUGAUGUUGCCCAAUUAAUAGUAAACAAUCAAGUGCCAGCUCCAACAUAUCUGCUUGGCCCUGGUGUUGCGAAGACUGAGUCUGCGGAAGUGGACUGCCAAAUUGUUCAGCAAUUUGAGAUUUCAGAUCCCAUUGCCAAAGCCUGUUGGUACAAAGAUGGAACCCAGAUCUACCCAAAAAGGGAAGCUGACUGUGAAUCACAGAGCGGCAGCCAAACCGUGCCCCUUCAGUUACAUGACUUGUCUGAUAAUGGGAGUUUUGGCUGUGAAACAUCUGGUGAUACACAGUUAAAUGUGGACAUGAAAGCAGAGCAGCGUCACUGUGGUGACGAGAUUGGUGAGAUAGCUGAUGCAUCUGCCCAAUACACUGUGGAUGUCAAAGCUACAUCGCCGAGGCUCUCUUCUGAACAAGAAAAGAAGUCCAAGGAAGAGGCAUUUCCUGUUGAAGUUGACUGCAUGUCCUCAAAAUGCAAUUCUGGUACCUUCUGUGGCGAGAGAGGAGAUGCACAGACAUACGAAGAACAUUCCAUUCCUAUGCCAACUUCCCAGUCAGCAUGUGGAUAUAUGACUGAAUGGAUUGCACCUAAACAGCCAAGGGAGCUCUCUGACAAUCAACAAACAACAAAUGCCCAAUCUCCUGUUUACUGUAACUCUGUAAAGCCAUCAAUGAUGCAAUCUGACACACAUCAUCACACUAAUAAGCUCAGAGAAUCACAUGGUGAGGAAUUCAUUUAUUAUCUACAGCAUGCAAAAGCCCAAUCUGAAGAGCUUGAUAAUUCCCCCCAGACAGCUGUCAAGACAGAUGAGAUCUGUAAUGUUCAACAAACUGCAGCGGUUGAAUCAGAGGAAGCCACUCUCAAGACUCUAACUGUCCCAUCAGAAGAGCUAAAUAGCACAAAACAGAUGUUAACUGUCCAGUCAGAGCUAGGUAACCCCUUACAGACUUCAACUGCCCAAUCAGAACACCAUACUAACCACAAAUCAGACAAGUUCUGUAACUCUUUAAAAACGGGAACUCUGCAGUCAGAGGAGUCCUUUAAAUCCUCAAACACUGUCCAACCAGAGGAGUCCUUUAAAUUCUCAAACAAUGUCCAACCAGAGGAGUCCUUUAAAUCCUCAAACACUGUCCAACCAGAGGAGUCCUUUAAAUCCUCAAACACUGUCCAACCAGAGGAGUCCUUUAAAUCCUCAAACACUGUCCAACCAGAGGAGUCCUUUAAAUCCUCAAACACUGUCCAACCAGAGGAGUCCUUUAAAUCCUCAAACACUGUCCAACCAGAGGAGUCCUUUAAAUCCUCAAACACUGUCCAACCAGAGGAGUCCUUUAAAUCCCCAAACACUGUCCAACCAGAGGAGUCCUUUAAAUCCUCAAACACUGUCCAACCACAGGAGUCCUUUAAAUCCUCAAACACUGUCCAACCAGAGGAGUCCUUUAAAUCCUCAAAUCCUGGCCAACCAGAGGAGUCCUUUAAAUCCUCACACACUGGCCAACCAGAGGAGUCCUUUAAAUCCUCACACACUGCAACUGUCCAACCAGAAGAGUCCUUUAAAUCUUCAUCCACUGCAACUGUCCAAUCACAAGAGUCCUUUAAAUCCUCACACACUGAAACUGUCCGACCAGAGGAGCCCUUACAAUCCACACAUACUGGAACUAUCCAAUUAGAGGAGCCUUUUAAAACCUUACAAACGGCAAUUGUCAAGUCAGAGGAGUGCUGUAGCUCCAUACAACUGGCGGCUGCCCUGUCAGAGAGGCUUUUUGAUAGCUUACAAACUGAAACUGUCCAUUCAGAGGGACCCUAUAACUCCUUAUGGACUGCAACUGACAAAUCAGAGGAGUUAAACAGACUUCUACAGACAUCAACUGUCCAACUGUCUACUACAUCCCCUCAAUCAUUGGACUUAUAUAACUCUGAAGAGGCAGAAACGGGCAAACGAAGAAAGCAUUACAUCUUGCAAAAGUCUGCGCAUGUCACAUUGGAUGACCACAAAGGCCAAGCAGUACCUAACUGCUCGAAGGUACUGUAUCAGUCCAUGAGCACAACAGUCCCAGCAGAGAGGCAUUACACCAUGAAGGCAUCAGAAGACCAAGUAGACUGCAUAAUUAACUCUGGGCAGAGACCAUCUUCCCAGUUUGCAGUGCCUCAGUAUGUUAAGCAGACACCUACUGUCCAAUCAGAAGAGAUCUAUCUAUCAAAGACAUAUGACAGUCACUGGAGUGACAGUGUCACUGCAAAUAAGGUGGCUGUUGAAGCUCCACCCGUGAGAAUUACAACACAUUGUGAGGCUGAAAGGAACAAGUCUGUUGAAGUUGGUGAACCCAUAGUGCUGCGGUGUGAGAUAUCAGAUCCUAACGCUCAAGUUAAUUGGUACAAGGAUGGAAUGAAUCUACGUGAAACAGCUGGGCAAGACAUCUUGACAGAGGGCUCCAUAAGAACACUGGCUAUCCAGUCAGCGAUGCUGUCUCAUUCAGGGAUUUACAGCUGCAAGACAACAGAUGAUGCAAUGCAGUUUCAUGUGGAUGUUGAAGCUCCACUUCUGAAGUUUUCAGCUUUGUCUGAGGGUGAUCAGAAAAAGACGGUCAUGACGGGCUUUCCCAUUGCUCUACAAUGUGAGCUGUCAGACCCCACUGGACAAGUCAGUUGGUACAAGGAUGGAACAAAGCUCUUACCUGAAAAUGGUGUAGACAUCCAGUCAGAGGGAAAUUUGAGGAGUCUAGUUGUCCCAUCAGCCGAGCGAUCUCACACUGGCGUUUACCGCUGUGAGUCAAAGGAUGAUGACAUCCAGUUUGCUGUGGAAGUAAAAGCACUACCUGGGAAGUUCUCAGAGCUUCAAGAGAGCGACAGGACCAAGUCCGUUCAAGAAGGUUCUCCCAUUGUCCUCAGCUGUGAACUUUCUGAUGAUCCUUCUGCUCAUGUCGACUGGUACAAGGAUGGGUUGAAACUCCUACCACAAAACAAUACGGAAAUACAGUCAGAUGGUCUAAAGAGGACACUACUCAUUCACUCAGCUGAAAACAUACAUGGUGGCACCUAUGAAUGUUCAACAUCAGCCGACACCAUUGCAUUUAAAGUGGACGUAGAAGGCCGAUCGCCACAGAUCAUGCCAAUCCCACUGUCAGAAAAAUACAAGAUGAUUGCACUUGGUUGUCCAAUUAUCCUCCAGUGUAAGGUCUCAGACCCUCUCGCCCAGGUUUCCUGGUUUAAAGAUGAGUUGGAGCUUUUUUGCAAAACUGGCCUUGAUAUGAAAAGAGAUGGCACCCUGAGAAAAUUAAUUAUCCAUUCUGCUAAGGUCUCUGAUUCUGGCCUCUACAGUUGUAGCCUGGCUGAUGAUGUUGUGGCAUUCCAUGUGGACGUUGAAGCUUCUCCUGUGAGGUUUUCAGCCCUUCCAGUGGUCGCAAGAAACAAAUUUGUUGAAGCAGGCUGCCCAAUUAAGCUGCAGUGCGAAGUAUCAGAGCAAACUGCCCAAGUCUAUUGGCACAAGGAUGGAGAGCAGCUAUUUCCAAAGAGUGAAUGGGAAAUCCAAACAAAAGAAAAAUUGAGAGCGUUGGUUAUUCCAUCAGCAGAAGUCAGACACUCUGGGUUGUACAGCUGUGAGGCCGCAGAUGACCGUAUAGAAUUCAAGGUGGAUGUUGCAGCUAUUCCAGAGGCUGAGAGGAGCAAAUCUGUUGAAGCAGGCAGCCCGAUCAAUCUGCAGUGUGAGAUCUCAGACCCUACAAGCCAGACCUGCUGGUGUGAGGAUGGAAUAAAACUCUUGCCGAAAUCAGGAAUAAACAUCGAUUCAGAGGGCAAAGAGAGGGCACUUGUUAUGAAGUCGGCCACGUCUUCAUGUUCUGUGGUGUACAGUUGUAAAACUGAUGAUGAUUCAGAUUUCAACGAUUUCUAUGUGGAGGUGAAAGCGCCACCGGUAACAUUUGUUGAUAUCCCAGAGGAGGACCUUUUCAAGAGUGUUGUGGAAAACGAACAGCUUGUUCUGUCAUGUGAAGUAUCAAGGGCUGAUGGUGUUGUCCAUUGGUACAAAGAUGGAACUGAAAUGCAACCAUGCAACAAUAUCACAAUGCAAGCAGAGGGCAACACAAGGAAUCUGACAGUACAUUCAGCCCAAUUGUCCGACACAGGCACAUACACAUGCCGUGCAGGGGACAACGUUCUAAUGUACAAGGUUAACAUACGAGAACCCCCGGUGGUGAUAAUCUACCCCAAGGAGGACGUCCACCUUGACCGUCAUGUCCCUGAGGAAAUUAUUCUUAGCUGCGAAUUGUCUCGUCCAAAUGGUGUUGUCAGCUGGUACAAAGAUGGCCAAAAGCUGCAAGAGAGCGAGAACAUCAAGCUCAAGAUAGAAGGCCCUUAUCGACGGCUGAAGAUUAUUUCUAGUGGAGUCGAAGAUUCUGGAGAAUAUGUUUGUGAUACAGCUGACGCUUCAAUAUUCUUUCACCUUACUAUUACAGAACCUCCGGUGCGGAUUGUGUCCCCAAGUCAGUCCCAAAUGGAACUGUGCCAGCAGACCUCUGAGAGGAUGGUAUUGAGCUGCGAGAUUUCACGGCCCAAUGCAGUGGUACGCUGGUAUCGAGACGGACUGGAAGUGGAGGAGAAUGACAACCUUAUCUUAGAGGUGGAUGGUGUCUACAGAAGACUUAUUAUACCAGAAACUACCGUCAAAGAUUCAGCUGAAUAUGUCUGUGAUACUGCAGAUGAGUCUGUGACAUUCUUUGUAAACAUAGCAGAGCCUCCUGUUCGCUUCGUACGUCCAAGGAAGAUGGCAGGAAGAGUGGACAAAGUGGUUGGGGAGACUCUGGUUCUAGACUGUGAGGUUUCAAGAUCAAAUGCCGAGGUCAACUGGAAGAAGAAUGGGGAAGAAGUAGAAGACUCCAAAAAUAUCACCAUCCUUGAGGAUGGUGUCAUGCGUCAACUAACUGUUCACUCACUAACAAUGGAAGAUGCUGGGAAAUAUGUCUGCGAUGCAAAGGAUGAUGUGAUGGAUUUCACUGUAAACGUGCAAGAGUUGCCUGUAAAAAUUCUUGGAAAAACCGAUGCAAAGACAGAAAAGCAGUUCUUAGUAUCAGAUGACAUCAUUCUUGUGUGUGAACUAUCAAGACCCAAUGCCUCAGUCAGCUGGUACAAAGAUAAUCAGCUAAUUGAUAACACUGAGCGAUACUGUAGCGAGGAGCAAGGCGUUUUCCGAUCACUGGUUGUCUUAAAUGCUGGGCUUGAAGAUUCAGCAGAGUACACCUGUGAUGCAGUGGACGAUAAGAUGGUCUUCUAUAUCACUGUCAAAGAGCCUGAAGUGCAGAUCAUUGGGAACUCAGGCCACCCAGAGCAUCAUAUCCUGGUAGAAGGAGAUGACCUUAUUUUGGAGUGUGAGGUGUCUCGGUCAAAUGCCCCCGUUCAGUGGUUAUGCAAUGGCGUGAUACUGAAACCAGACACUCGUAUAAAAAUUGACAGCUAUGAAGUUGUGAGGAAGCUUGUCAUCACUGGACUCCAGCCCUCCGACUCUGGUAAAUACAUUUGCGAUGCCAUUGAUGACAAACUGACAACGAUUGUUGAAGUCCAAGAGCUGCCAGUCAAGUUUGAGAAUAAAAAAGCAAACAAUAACGUCUCAGCCUAUGAAAAUGAGAGCGUUACGCUGCGUGCCAUUGUGAGCCGAGAAAGAGCUAAUGUUCGGUGGGUGAAAGAUGGCCAACUAUUGAACGGGGACAACAUUCACAUCUCCAGUGAGGGUAAUACCCACAAGCUCACUAUUAAUCCCCUGCAGCUGUCAGAUUCUGGGGAAUAUGUCUGUGACGUAAACACAGAUGAGAUGUAUUUCAGUCUUUUAGUCAAAGAAAUGAAAGUGAAAUUUAUCCGACCACUGGAGAAUGCUUUGUCUCUGGAGGGCAGUACCCUUAUAUUACGAUGUGAGAUAAACAAGCCCAAAGGAGAUGUUCAGUGGCUAAAAGCUGGCCACGAGAUCUCUCCAAGCCGUCGGCACACGAUAAGGGCACAAGGCCGCGAACGAAGCUUUACCAUCCACCAACUAGUGAAAGAAGAUGCUGGAGAAUAUGCCUGUGAAUCCACAGAUGACAGGACCUCAGCUACUGUCACUGUAGAAACUCCCCGUGUUGUUGAGUUCAUAGCAGAGCUCCGUAACAUCACGGUCUGUGAAGGAGAAGAUGCAAUAUUUAAGUGUGUGGUCUCACCAGAGGACAGUCGGUUGGUGUGGAGCUUAAAUGGCAAGCAAGUAACUCUAAAUGAGCGCACUGUCACUUCAAGUAACGGACUAUGCCACAUGCUCUGCAUCCACAACUGCAUGGUUUCAGAUAGCGGCAGAGUAACAGCUGAUGCAGAGGGGUUGGUAUCAGAGGCAGAACUCCACGUUCAAGAGCAACAGGUGUUGUUUACCAAGAAGAUGACACCAGUUGUAGCUGAAGAGUACAGUGAGGCAACUCUAGAGGUGGAGGUGAGUCUGGAUUCAGGAGAAGUGCAGUGGAUGAGGCAAGGGGUGCUGAUCCACCCUGGAGCCAAGAAUACCCUGAAACACAAGGGCCGAAAACACAGUCUCACCAUCUACAAUCUGGCCAUGUCUGACCGGGGCACCUACAGCUGUGAAACCCUCCAUGACCGCACGCAAGCCCAGCUCACAGUGGAACCUAGAAAAAUCACAAUCAAGAAAGGGCUGACUGACAUUAAAACCACAGAGAGAGAAACAGCAUCUUUUGAGGUGGAGCUCUCCCAUCCCGAUGUCCAAGGAACCUGGAUGAGAAACGCAAUCCAGCUCAAGCCAACAAAUCACUUCCGUAUGAGUUCCAAAGGACAAGUCCACAGUCUCACUAUCUCUAACCUAUCAGUGGAAGACACUGGCACCUUUAUGUUCUGUGUAGACAAUCUGAAGACGACUGCGAGGCUUGUUGUGAAGGAGCCUCCAGUGACCAUUUUCAGAAAACUGGAAGACCAGAAAUUCCCUGACGGUGCAGUAAUCUCUAUCGAGUGUGAGCUAUCAAGACACAAUGUUGAUGUGAAAUGGAUAAAGAACGGGGUUGAGCUGAAGCCAAGCAAGGACUUGCGAAUUUAUGCAAUGGGAAGGAAACGGUUUCUUCAGAUCAUGAAAUGUCAUGUCAGUGAUUCUGGCAUGUACACCUGCGAUGCUGGAGAUACUACUACAUCCUGCACUGUGGAGGUCUACGAGCGUGAGCUGCUCAUCCUGCAGCGCCUGGUGGACGUGGACAUCCAGGAAGAUCAGAACGCGGUGUUUGUUUGUGAGGUCUCAGUGGAGGAUGUGCCAGGAGAAUGGUACAAAAAUGGGGAGAGAAUACAACCGACCAGCACCAUCAAGAUACGGCAGGAAGGGACCAAACAUUUUCUUCUUAUGUGCAAUGUGAGAGCAGAGGACUCUGGAGAGAUCAAGUUUGUCACCAGACAUGUUGAAUCUGUCGCUUCCCUGGAGGUGGAAGAGAUUCCUGUCAACAUUGUGAAGCCUCUGCAGGAUACGACCGCCCUGGAGAAGAGCCGCGUGCUCCUCGACUGCACCGUGUCCAACCCCAGAUGUAGCAUCCGCUGGUACAAAGGCAGCAAUGUCGUGCUGCCCUCCGAACGCUUUGAGAUCUGCAGUGAAGGCUGUUAUCGGAAACUGAUCAUCCAGCAGGUGGUGCUGGAUGAUGAGGGCACGUACAGCGUGCAGGUCGGAGAGUAUACAUGCUCUGCAAAACUGACAGUGGAGGCCCAGUCAGUGUUAAUGGUGAGUGAGCUGAAGGAUGUGGAGGUCACGGCCCCUGGUGAAGCCUGCUUUGAAUGUGAGGUCUCAGUCCCUGUUCUCAAAGCUCCUAUGUGGAGUCUGAAUGGGGAGCCGCUACAGCCCAGCUCUCGGGUACGCCUGGAGAAGAUGGGCACGGUCCACAGGCUGACCCUCAGACAAACCUCCCCGGACAUGAGCGGAGUGGUGGAGUUCACCUCUGGGAAAGCACAAAGCAGAGCCCAGCUUCGGGUACUGAGUGAUCCGUGAGUGACAUCUUCCAUCUGUCAUCACCCAGUUGAUACGGACUGACUAAAACUAUAUUAAUGCUUUUUAAGUUGUAACAUUGACAUUGCUCAUAUAUUUACAAACAGUAUGUCUAUAAAAGUGGUUUAAACAGGGUUGUGACAGAUUUUCAUGCAGUUCAGUUAAAUCAGGGAGUGGAUUUUCUUAUAGUUACCUGCCUUUAAGAAUUGUCUUUAUGAAAUUUCUGUUAAAAUGAGUCAUAGUCAGCAUGUGAAUACAUAUAAACAGUUCCAUUAUUCCAUUAACUGCAGUUUGUCUGUAAACUAUGUCCUGUGUGUAAGUGGUCUGACUGUAACCAUGUUCAGGUCUAAGCUGAAUGUGUAUUUGUUCCAAUAAAUAUCUGAUUCAAAAACAAGUAAAUGGUUAGAAUGAUACAAGGAUGGGCGGUCUAUGUCAAGAGUUCCAUAGUUUGAACACAAUCCACCCACAAUACAUGUAAAGAGACAUUUAACUUUAUAGGGUCAUUUCUGAAGCCAAAUGCUAAUGUAGAACAAAAACUACAUGUUUUAUCAUCUUAUCUGAUUUUGUUCAGGCUGCAUACACACACUUAAUGUGUAUGCUGUCGUAGCUUUUUAAGAUAUUUGCAAGUUCAAAAAAUGACUUUUUGUUCCGGGUCACCAACCCAAACUGGAGUUUUCUGCUUUGACACAUAUUUUCAACCACAGCUGACUUACGGACUACACGUGCAGUUGUGCCACUUAUUAAGCAUUAUAAUCGGAUUUGUACUCUGUAAUCUUCCCAUAUAUCAAAGCAUGGUUUUGUGUGGCUGUUGCGUGACAGUGAUUUUUGUCUUAGUAUUAUCACAUAGAAAACACAAUAUUAAGUUUCCAGUUGUCUACUGCCAUGUAUUGAGAUAAAAUUAAGGAUUUCAAAAUGGAUUAUCCAAACAAACAUCUCUUUUCAUCAUUUGUCCAUUGUAUAGAAUUUUUUGUUUGUUAUUGUUUCGAUGAGAAGUUUGAAUAAAGACAGUUCUGUCUUGCAGCAAGGGGCUUGUAAUGUAAAUACAUUGGGCCAAAAAUCGGGUAAUUUAGGAAAGAAAUAGAUUAUAGGAAAUUACUUGAUCACCUUGAUUGAUAAUCAGGGCAUGCUAGUUUUAACGUUGUGUGUGUAUCAUGUUUGAACUUAAUGGAAAAUGAUAGUUGUUUUCAUAUGAAAUCUGUUCCAUAUUCCAUUUUUCCAUUUGACUUGUUUCCACCUCUGCCAUGCCAUGUUGUGUUGAGCGUUACACAUGUGAAAAAAAAAGUACUGUUGUGAAAUAUGACCCGUUUCAAUAAAACAUGCUUUAUUGAUGCCAGGUAAAAAUA
Etheostoma spectabile (orangethroat darter) is the source of this 13206-nucleotide messenger RNA. RefSeq names its product obscurin like cytoskeletal adaptor 1b (gene obsl1b). The transcript has 39 exons. Gene Ontology annotation, molecular function: protein binding. The record is from RefSeq and is a predicted model, not a curated record. Lineage: Eukaryota; Metazoa; Chordata; Actinopteri; Perciformes; Percidae. The coding region runs from base 440 to 11866 and encodes 3808 amino acids.